AUGUUAGUGACAUGGUUACUUCUUCUCCUUGUAACAUUGUCAUUAGUUCCUGCGGCAUUGUGUUCUGUGUGUUCACGUCAUUUGCUUUCUAAACCACUUAUAGGAGAUGACGGAAGAAUCUAUGUUUGUUCUGAUAAAACCUUUUUGUCAUUUGAAACCAAUGGUACCAUUGCUUGGUCUAUUCAUGUUGACUAUAAAUGUAAUGUUGGGUUGGCUCCUGUUCAUGCUGGUCUUGGAAAGAUAUACUUGGUAGCUGAAAACAGAAUAUUGAAGAUUGAUUAUGGAAACAUCGGAAUUUCCGAGCCUGCAGUAGAACUUUUCUUUGGUCCAGAACCAGGUCAAAAGGCAGAAACUAAAAUUAUCGGCCUCUCGGUAAGCACAUUAAGCUCAACUGUAUUCAUCAACGUCAAAAAUCGAGGACUCUUUGCGUAUCUGUCACACGGACGUUUACUUUGGAGUUUAGGACCUGCGCUUUACCAGUUUGGCUACCGUCAAGGAUGCCGGAAAAAUCUUACAGAUUGUUACUUUUCCUCAGUUCCUGUACUUGAUCAAUGCGAGGCUAGUAUUUACAUUGCGAACACAGAAGGAGAACUGUAUUGCUUGUCGGUCCGUGGCCGUGACUUUAGAUGGAUACAAGAUUUUAGUUCAUUAGACAAAAGUUUCACCAUAACUCCUGGAAACAAUGGUCAUCUGUAUGUAACCGUUCCAACAAGAGCUCUUAUACUAGCUUUGGAUGUCUUUACGGGUAAUAUCUUGUGGCAGGGUAGUGUUGGACCAUUAAGCAAAAUUGACUGCGCUCCUGUUGUCGACUCUAAUGGAUGGAUAUCUAUCGGCUCAUUGGAUGGAUUCCUUUAUUCAUUUUCGCCAACCGGAAUACUCAAGAAAUUCUCAAGAAAAAAUACUGAGAACUCUAUUGCUCAAGUUGGUCCAUUUCUUGAUUGUUCUGGAUUUGCUGUCUACAGUUCACAGAUAGAGAUGGAAGGAAAAGUUAGCCAUGGUAUUGGCGAAUAUACUGUUGUUUCGGCAAUUCGACCAAAAGCUGCAAUAUUCACAAUGUUGGUUCCUGCAACUGGAUCAAUAUAUUGGUCUGAAGGAUAUCCUGGCAAACUUUCAACUUUAUUAUCCAAGAGUGAUCUAAGUCAGUUUGUUGUGAAUGAGGAGAUUCUUCUUACAUUCAUUGCGGCCUCAAGUCAGAAGCUUGCAUCUAGCUGCUCUCAAGCAAGGAAUAAGCUUGUCAACAUCUAUUCAGGAAAUGAAAGGACAAUAGAAUUUUUUCUUCUAUUUGAGUCAUUUCUGUUGGUUCUACUAAUUGGACUUGUAAGAUUCUGCUGCACAUUUUGGGCCAAAAGGAAACUUCAAGAUCAAGGUCUUGGAAGUUUCCUCGACAAGCGAGUAAGUAUUAAGUUACAAGUUAAUGACAAAUUCAAGGACUCAAUUAAAGUUCAGAGACUAAGUUACAAAUUAUUGACAAAAUGUACCUUCUUUCACAACUCAUAUCUCUACCAUUUGGACAUUCAGUGCUCUCUUCAACUCCAAAAGAAAGCUUUGGUUAAAACAAUUUCCGAGCUCGAGAAAAAAUCAGCAGAAGAAUCAGUGGACAAUGAAGUUUACGAAAAGCUAGGCGAUACAGUAAGAAAAAAGGAAAACAUAGAGAGGAAACUAUCAACUACCUAUAGUUUAGGAAGGGACAGAACAAACUCAAAAUCAAAAUCUAUGCUUCCUUUACAAAUUGGAAAAAGAAAAAGCUACUCAUUUCAAGGUGCAAAGAAGCAGAAGCUGAAAAUGUUUGAUACAUUGAGUGAUGCAUCUAGUGAAAGCAGCAUUGAAGGAGAGAGAGACAUGGUUGAGGUGUUAGAUUCAUCUGCUAAGGAGAAAGGAAAAACACCUAUGGUAGAGGUUACUUCAACUUCAAGCAAUGAUGAGGAUUUUAUAAAUCCUUUAGAUGUAACUUGACUUUGAAGUUGUAACAAAUAUAUUCAUGUACAUAGUCGUGUAAUUAAGUAGUAUCUAUCAUACAUGUACUUAGGAAGUAGCAAUAUAGUUAAUUUUCUUGUUAAUGUAAAUUAUAUUUAUUGUUACUUAA
This is a messenger RNA of Medicago truncatula (barrel medic), 2083 nucleotides long. Its product is annotated as protein GAMETE EXPRESSED 3. Gene Ontology annotation, biological process: pollen tube guidance; embryo development ending in seed dormancy. The record is from RefSeq and is a predicted model, not a curated record. Gene Ontology annotation, cellular component: plasma membrane. Gene Ontology annotation, molecular function: protein binding. Bases 1 to 1953 code for a protein of 650 amino acids. The transcript is spliced from 9 exons. NCBI's taxonomy places the organism in Eukaryota, Viridiplantae, Streptophyta, Magnoliopsida, Fabales, Fabaceae.